Meloidogyne enterolobii is the source of this 615-nucleotide messenger RNA. The record is from the annotation of a GenBank genome assembly. NCBI's taxonomy places the organism in Eukaryota, Metazoa, Nematoda, Chromadorea, Rhabditida, Meloidogynidae.
AUGAAAGCAACAUUUUCUACAUAUCUCACUGAGGGGCUUAUUUUAGUCUCUCCGGCUAUGUUUUUGCUUGUUUUGCUCUUGAUGGCCACAGUUAAACUACCACACAACCAAUUUUGUGUUCUACUUGGAAUUGCCCAAUUAUUUUUCCUAGUUUUAUUUGCUCUAUUUUCACAACACGAUCCUAAUGCCCUUCCUUCAUCAGUUCCAAUUGGUUCUGUUUUGAUACAAGAAUCACAGAAAAAAUUAACUGAUUUCCAAGAUGUUCACUCAAUACUUCUUGUUGGGUUUGGGUUUUUGGUUGUUUUUGUUCGUCGAUAUGGAUUUGGAUCUUUUACAAUGUCGAUGAUGUUAACGGCUUUUACAUUAGAAUUAGCUCUACUUGUUCGAGGGUUUUUAACAGAUGAAUUUGCUCUUUACGGAAAAUUUUACGUUAAUCUGCAAAAUUUAAUUAAUGCUGACUACACAGCUGCAGUUGUUUUAAUCUCUUUUGGAGCUUUAUGUGGUAAAUUGUCUCCAAUGCAAUAUUUGCUUAUGGCUCUAAUUGAAGCCCCAUUUUCUAUCUUUAAUGAAUAUAUUGUUGUCAAAAUACUCGGAGUUCAAGACUUGGGAGGGUAA